AUGGCUGAAAAAGUAUGGGAGUUUGUUAAAGCGAAAGGUAGUGGAGCAGUGUCAAGUGUUUAUGGACAUAUUACAUCAAUGACUGAUACAACAGGGACACUUGCUAAACAAAAACUUUUACAAACAUUAAUUUCAUCUGGUGUUGUACAAAGUGAACAUAUUCGUCAUGCACUUCAAAUGGGCAUUGGUUAUUUUCUUGAAAAUCAAUUUGAAAGAACAUCUGAAUAUAUUCAACGAGAAAAAUUUCCAGCUGCUGGUAAUAAUGGAACACCACCACAUUCUUUACCAGAUUUUGAUAUUGAAGCAUAUGGACUUGAUAUAUUUAAUUCUUUAAUGAUUAUAUAUGGUAUUGAUUCCCAAACAUUAAAAUUCCAUAUAUGUAAUGGUGAAUUUAAAGAAAUAGCUAAUCCAUCAAAUUCAGGUUCACUUCUUUAUUUAACAUCGGAUUCAACAUUUCUUAUAAAAACUGUACGUGAUUAUGAUGCAAAAUUUAUUGAACAAAAAUUUUUAAAAGAAUAUUAUAGUUACGUUAAAAAUACUCCAGCAACAUUUAUUUCUAAAUUAUUUGGUUGUUUUGGUUAUAUACCAUAUUUAUCAAAAGAAAAAAGUAUAACAGUUGAUUCAUUUACAUUACGUUUUGCUAUAUUUUCAAAUUUUAUUCCAACAAAUAUUGAAAUACAUGAAAAAUAUGAUUUAAAAGGUUCAUCAUAUAAACGUGAUGCAAGUACUACAGAAAAACUUAAACCAUCAGCAACAUUUAAAGAUAAUGAUUUUCGUGAAAUACAUCCCGAAGGUUUAAAAUUACCAAAAAGUGUUUAUCAUCAUUUAAAAGAAGUUCUUACACGUGAUGUAGAGUUUUUAGAAAAACUUAAUAUUAUGGAUUAUUCAUUACUUUUAACUGUUCAUAAUAUGGAUAAUCAAAUAAAACCAACUCGUGUUGGUUCACUUGAAUCAUUUCUGGGUACUGCUCGUGAUACAUUUCUUAUCGGUAUGACACAACAAAUUGAUCAAAAUGAUAAGAAAACUAAACAUGAAAAACCAAAAUUAGUAUUAAAAUUUAGAAAACCAAUUGAAACAUUAGGUUUAGGUUAUAAAGAAAUUUCAACAUUUGAUACAGAAAAUGCCAAAGAAUUUGGAGGUAUUCCAGCAAUAAAUGAAAAAGGUGAACGUCUUCUUCUAUUUUUCGGUAUUAUUGAUAUAUUACAAACAUUUGAUACAUGCAAGGUAAUACAACGACAAUAUCAAACAGUUGAAAACCACGAAGUUGUUGAUGAUCGUUCAAUCGUAGAAGCUGAUUUUUAUGCAGAUAGAUUUAAAAAAUUUGUUUUUGAACGUGUUUUUCAUCCAGCUGAAGAUGAACUUUCAACACAUCCUAUUUCAAUGAAUGUUUUUUCUAGAUCCACUUAUUUAUAA
Rotaria sordida is the source of this 1413-nucleotide messenger RNA. The record is from the annotation of a GenBank genome assembly. Lineage: Eukaryota; Metazoa; Rotifera; Eurotatoria; Philodinida; Philodinidae.